This is a messenger RNA of Neodiprion virginianus, 723 nucleotides long. RefSeq lists its product as uncharacterized. The transcript has a single exon. The coding region runs from base 1 to 723 and encodes 240 amino acids. The record is from RefSeq and is a predicted model, not a curated record. Gene Ontology annotation, molecular function: catalytic activity. NCBI's taxonomy places the organism in Eukaryota, Metazoa, Arthropoda, Insecta, Hymenoptera, Diprionidae.
AUGCCAAGAGUGAGGAGGAACACCAGCACGGGACCCGGGGGCAGGCCUGGGGUAGUAACACUCCAGGUCAACCUAAACCGGAGCCGUGCCGCCCAAGACCUGCUGACCCAGACUGCCGCGGCGCAAGGGACCGGGAUAUUAAUUGUCUCGGAACCCAGCAGCGCGGGAAAGCAGGGGAACUGGAUGGUAGACCGGAAGGGGGACACGGCGAUACUAGCGACGAACAACCUCCCGGGCACCCUCACGCUGGAGGGAAGAGGGGAGGGGUUCGUCUGGGCGAGAACGAGUGGCUUAACCAUCUUCAGCUGCUAUUCCUCGCCCAACGUCGCGCCCAGCGAUUUCGAGGCGCAGCUAGACGAUCUGGAGAGCUGCGUCAGGGCGGCAGGGGGUAAGACCUUAGUCUCCGGAGACUUCAAUGCGAAUUCGCCCAGCUGGGGGUCCGCGAGGCUGGACGAGAGGGGCCAAGCCGUUGCUGAAUUUUUGGCACGGCUUGAUCUGACCCCCAUUAACGUAGGCGGAGCCCCAACCUGGCAGAGGGUCAGCACUGGCGCUGCAUCAGUAAUUGACAUUACAGCAGCCAGCCCCAGCGCGGUCCCGGAAGUCAUGGAUUGGCGUGUACUGGACGACGAGAGCUUGAGCGACCAUCACUACAUAUAUAUAAAGUGGAGGCCCAGCUCAGCAGCGACGCGUACCAGGUACCAAAGCAGCGAGGACACCGGAUAA